GCGAUGGCCGGCUGACUCCCCCUGUUCCUGCAGCUCGCAGUUACCCGAGUCCCGAGGACAUGGAGGAUGCCUGCUCCGAGUACGACAACGUGAGCUCCGAUGUCGAGCAGGACUACGACGAGGUGCUGCAUCUGAACGCCAGGUACUACAAGCAGCACUUUCCUGAGGAGAUAAAGCACACAGGAGGGGAGAACAUUCCUGAGAGCUCUGCUGCCUCAGCCCAACAGAUCACCCCCAGAGCUCGGCACGGCACCAAAAAAUGCGAGGGAUCACAAUCAGAUGUCAAAUCGCACAAAGCAGGUCAUCGCUUCAUGUCACACUGUGUCCUGAUCGCUGGAGACGGAGCAGAGGAGGGACCGAAAAAGGUCCAGGGGGACAGGCUCCUCCUCAGAGAUGGAGACGAGUCAGAGGAGGUGCUGGAUGGAGCUAAACUCACAGAGGAUUCAGAUCAAACAGAGAAUAACGCUCAAAGGCCAGCCAGCCUCCGUCAGACCAAUGAGAAUGAAAAAGUCAGGAAGCGGAGUCAGGAGCGGAGAAGAGAGGACGACACACGAGUCACGAGAAACCACAAUGCUGCCGGAGCUGGGAAGAAGUGCGAUCCGUCCCACGGGGGCCAGAAGGAGAAGGAGCGGCAGGGUAAAGGACGAGGGAGGAGGGCGGCGGGAGGGGAAACUGAGCACCCUGUUCCUGGGUUCAAAGGAUGUGGGACCAACGGCGCCGAGCAGCGUCCAAAGACUCUGUCCAAGGACUGCAGAAAGUCCACAGUCAGGUCCAAGGACAGGCCCGGUUCCAGUAAGCACCAUCAUCAUCCUCCUCCGCCGCCCCGCCAUCCUCAUCCUCAGUCACCUGCAGACCCUCAGAAGGCCCUGCCCCAGAGAGACAGUCCUCCUGUGUCUGGUCCCUCUACGGCUAACGGCCAGGAAAUCCAAUCUGCGGUGAUGAACCCACCUCUGGAUCCUCAUCAGACGGCAGAGGAACAGAAGGAGUCCCCUGAGGAGGUGCAGAGAGGGCCGGAGAAACCCGAGCAGUCCCAGGUCCCUGCGAGCCGGAGGACCUCAUUGACGGGAUCAUCUUCGCUGCUAAUUACCUCGGAUGCACUCAGGUGCUGUCGGACAAAAAUCCAACCAAGUCGGUCCGAAUGUCGCAGGCCCACGAAGCUGUCAGCCACAUCAAGAGCCAAGAUGAAGACUCUCAAAUGAUGACAGAAGUGGACCUCUUCAUCUCAACGAAAGCUGUUAAAGUGCUGAACGCUGACACACAGGAGACGAUGAUGGAUAGUGCCUUGCGGACCAUCUCCUACAUCGCUGACAUUGGCAGCGUUGUGGUUCUGAUGGCACGGAGACGCGUGUCUCAGGCCUCCUCGGAGGAUUUCUCCGAAUCGUCCGACUCCAACAGCGAAGGGAAGAGUCAGUACAGGAUGAUCUGCUACAUUUUUGAGUCUGAGGACGCGCAGCUGAUCGCGCAGUCCAUUGGUCAGGCUUUCAGUGUGGCCUACAGAGAGUUCCUGCGCGCCAACGGCAUCAACCCCACCGACCUGAGCCACAAACAGUACAGCGACAUCAUCAACUCCCAGGAAAUGUACCACGAUGACCUCGUUCACUUCUCAAACUCAGAGAACUGCAAAGAGCUGUAUGUGGAGAAGCAGAAAGGCGAGAGCCUCGGUGUGGUGAUAGUGGAGUCCGGCUGGGGCUCCAUCCUGCCCACCGUCAUCCUCGCCAGCAUGCUGAACAGCGGCCCCGCGGCUCGCUCCGGCAAACUCAGCAUCGGGGACCAGAUUAUGUCCAUCAACGACACAAGUCUGGUGGGGCUGCCGCUGGCUACCUGCCAGGGCAUCAUCAAGGGUUUAAAGAAUCAGGUGAAGGUAAAGCUGAGCAUCGUGAGCUGCCCUCCCGUCACCACCGUCCUCAUCAAGCGGCCCGACCUCAAGUUCCAGCUCGGCUUCAGUGUUCAGAACGGCAUCAUCUGCAGUCUGAUGCGAGGGGGCAUCGCCGAGCGAGGUGGGGUUCGUGUCGGACACCGGAUCAUCGAGAUAAACGGCCAGAGCGUUGUGGCCAUGGCGCACGAGAAGAUCGUUCAAACCCUGUCAGUCUCAGUGGGCGAGAUCAACAUGAAGACCAUGCCCGCCGUGAUGUUCAGACUGCUGACGGGACAGGAAACGCCGGUCUACAUCUAGAGAACCCUGCACCGAUUGAACCGUGGCACCGCGGCCCAGCUGGAUGAGGAGAAUUUAUUUUUCUAUCAUUUUUAUUUAUUUAUAUAUUUUUUUUGCCUCCGGUUGCAAUGCUGUAAAAGAACACCCGGUUCUCAUUUUCAGGUUUUUCCUCAUGAAUUGCAUCAUCAUAAUGGCCUUAUUAUUACAACGUGAAAACUGUCUGUAGUGCUGUUUGUGAAGUUAAUGGUGUUUCCGAAGAGAAGUAGCUUUAUGGUCAUGAUUAUUUUCUUAUGAAGAGAUAAAUUAGCACAUUUAUUUUUGAUUUAGUCAUUUUUUUACAACGUAGAUGGGGUUUAAAACUGUAGUUAUACUGUAAAUACUUUGAAUUACUCAAGGACCUGAUUGGAAAGGCCAUAUUACUCCUGCAAAAUGACAGUAUGCAUGUGAUAGUGGAAAAAAAAAAACAGCUGACCAGGGAUUCAUUCUCAAUCUGACGUGUUAAUCUACAGCUAAGUGUUCAAAGCCAACAAAGAUGGGACUGAGCUCUGAGUUACGGCACCAAUGAAGGCCAAAGACACACUUCCUGUUCGGAGACACGAUCAUUACUUUUACCAGAGCGUUCAAGAAUGUAUCAAUACACAUUACUGAAUGAAUGUAAUGGUAAGAAAAUCUGAAAAUACAGUUUGUUAAACUCA
Austrofundulus limnaeus is the source of this 2847-nucleotide messenger RNA. RefSeq names its product amyloid beta (A4) precursor protein-binding, family A, member 2a (gene apba2a). NCBI's taxonomy places the organism in Eukaryota, Metazoa, Chordata, Actinopteri, Cyprinodontiformes, Rivulidae. Gene Ontology annotation, biological process: chemical synaptic transmission. Gene Ontology annotation, molecular function: protein binding; amyloid-beta binding. The record is from RefSeq and is a predicted model, not a curated record. Gene Ontology annotation, cellular component: plasma membrane; cytoplasm; dendritic spine.